Messenger RNA from Hyla sarda, 2252 nucleotides. Its product is annotated as ATPase family AAA domain-containing protein 3. Gene Ontology annotation, cellular component: mitochondrion. Gene Ontology annotation, molecular function: ATP binding; zinc ion binding; ATP hydrolysis activity. The transcript has 16 exons. The record is from RefSeq and is a predicted model, not a curated record. Lineage: Eukaryota; Metazoa; Chordata; Amphibia; Anura; Hylidae. The coding region runs from base 139 to 1920 and encodes 593 amino acids. Gene Ontology annotation, biological process: mitochondrion organization.
UCACGUGACGUCACCACCCGGGCGGGUUGUACGCAAAGUGACCUUGCACAGAGGUUGAUGCGCAUGCGCGGUGUUCUCGCUGACAACCCCACGUGUGUAUCAGUGGAGAGAGGAGACCGGUGAUCUGUACCGGGGAUCAUGUCAUGGUUGUUCGGCUAUAACAAGGGGCAGCCCGCCCCGCCAGAUGUGCCAGGCUUUCCGGUGCCCCCGCCACCUCCUGGAGGCGGCGGAGAUGGAGGGGACAAGAAUAAACCCAAGGACAAAUGGAGCAACUUUGACCCCACCGGCCUUGAGAGGGCAGCUAAGGCGGCCAGGGAGCUCGACCAAUCACGACAUGCCAAAGAAGCUCUUAACCUGGCAAAGAUGCAAGAAGAGACCCUGCAUUUGGAGCAGCAAAGUAAAAUUAAGGAAUAUGAAGCUGCUUUAGAACAGCUGAAAAACGAACAGAUCCGAGUGCAAGCUGAGGAGCGCAGGAAAACAUUAAAUGAGGAGACAAAGCAGAAUCAAGCGAGAGCCCAGUAUCAAGACAAACUAGCAAGACAGCGGUACGAGGACCAGUUACGACAACAACAAUCACUGAAUGAAGAGAAUCUGCGAAAACAAGAGGAGUCUGUCCAGAAACAGGAGGCCAUGCGCAAAGCUACAAUCGAGCAUGAGAUGGAAUUACGGCAUAAGAAUGAAAUGCUGCGGAUAGAGGCAGAAGCGCGGGCACGGGCCAAGGUGGAGCGGGAAAACGCCGACAUCAUCCGGGAACAGAUUCGCCUGAAAGCCGCAGAACAUCGGCAAACUGUUCUAGAAUCCAUCAAGACGGCAGGGACGGUGUUUGGAGAAGGGUUCCGGGCCUUUAUAUCAGACUGGGACAAAGUAACUGCUGCUGCAGCCGGGUUGACGAUACUCGCUGUAGGUGUUUACUCUGCCAAGAACGCCACUGGUGUAGCCGGCCGGUACAUCGAAGCACGCCUGGGAAAGCCUUCGUUGGUUAGAGACACAUCCCGUAUAACAGUAUUGGAGGCGGCCAAGCAUCCAGUGAAGGUGACCAAACGCCUCUUUAGCAAAGCCCAGGAUGCCUUAGAAGGAGUCGUUCUUAGUCCAAAACUGGAAGAACGAGUAAGAGAUAUUGCCAUUGCUACAAGGAACACGAAGCAGAACAAAGGUCUCUACAGGAAUAUUUUAAUGUACGGUCCUCCAGGGACAGGGAAGACUCUCUUUGCCAAGAAAUUAGCUGUGCAUUCCGGCAUGGAUUACGCCAUCAUGACUGGCGGUGAUGUUGCCCCCAUGGGGCGUGAUGGAGUUACUGCAAUGCAUAAAGUUUUUGAUUGGGCGAACACCAGCAAGAGAGGCCUCUUGUUGUUUGUGGAUGAAGCGGACGCUUUUUUGAGGAAGAGAUCCACGGAGAAAAUCAGUGAAGAUCUGAGAGCGACACUAAAUGCUUUUCUCUACAGGACCGGGGAGCAGAGUAACAAGUUUAUGUUGGUGUUGGCCAGUAACCAGCCCGAACAGUUCGACUGGGCCAUCAAUGACCGCAUAGAUGAGAUUGUCAACUUCGCUCUGCCCGGAUUGGAGGAAAGGGAACGCCUGGUCCGUCUCUACUUCGAUAAAUAUGUCCUGAAGCCCGCGAGUGAGGGGAAGCAACGGCUGAAAAUCACACAGUUUGACUACGGGAAGAAGUGCUCCGAGCUGGCGAAACUUACCGAAGGCAUGUCCGGCCGAGAGAUCUCCAAACUGGGUGUUGCCUGGCAGGCUGCAGCAUACGCCUCAGAAGAUGGAGUGUUGACAGAAGCCAUGAUUGAUGCCCGCGUGGCCGACGCGAUCAGGCAGCACCAACAGAAAAUGGAAUGGCUGAAAGCCGAGGGCAAGGAAGAUGGGAAAGAGCCUGGAAAUAACCCUCUGCUUCCUAAUCUAGAGGGAACCCCUGUAUGAAAAAGCUGGGAAAGCCUAGGUGACCACUGAACCUUGUGACAAGUGAGAUUAGCCAAUAGCUGCACUUGACCCGGUCGGCUCUGUGCCUUCUCUACAUCCACGAAGAGUAAGCAGAACAAUGGCUGCCUCCUUGUCUGGGGAGGGGUAACAAGAAGAGGAGGCCAUUCAGGAAACUCGGCGUCAUCUUCAACAUUCAUUCCCCAAUGGACUUGUGUCUUACAUUUUUUUUUUAUACAUGUUUUAGGGUUCCCAGAGCUAUUUAUGUCUUCUAGAAAUGUAUGACCUUUGUUUUAAACCUAAAUGAAGCAGCAGCUGUAAAGUGAUCUCGGGGG